CAUUGAUCAAAAAUGACGAUAUAGGUAGGUAGGCAUGUUAUCACUGAUUAUCUCAAGGAGCUAGAUAUUGUUUGAACGUUGAUAAGUGCUGAAAUCAUCAAAAGUUAUAUUGAAGCUAUAAAAAUUGUUUCUGUAAAAUAAUAGUAUAAUAAUAGUUUUUUUUUUAUAUAAAGUGUUUGGUAAAGGUUUCAAUAGGUAUUUAGAUGACUAGUAUCUAGUACCUAGUAUAAAAUUAUAUGGUCAUUAGUUAUAGGUUUUCCGAUAACAACGUGUUAUCGUCACAUAUUUUCCUUCACUGUGAUUAAACGAUUUAUACAGGUGUGACGUUGGAGAGCGCAGCUCAUAUUUUCAAUAAUCAUGUGUAAUAUAAUUACUUUGUCAUGUGAAUUGUGGCCUAUGUCUUGAAAACUUAUACUGUGAGUUAAACUUCAUAUAGGAAAACUAUGGAAAGAUUUAAGAAAUUAAAAAAGGAAAAGCCCGGACGGAGUUCUUCUAAAGAUAAGCAACCUCUAUUCAUUACAGAUGUGAAAAGUAUUAAAGAAAAUAUUAAAAUAAAAGAGAUACUGAGAACUGUUAAAAUGAAUAGCAGUAUGCGUCUGAAGGCGCCCCCGGGCAGCAAAGUCAUGAAUAAUAAGGAUUUUAAUGACGACGAUUGCUUUGAAGAAUCUUCAACUAAUCAAAGUUCUAGUGAAAUAUGGAGUGCUACGAAUCCAGAUGUUGUAGUUUCUAGUGCAGAACAAAAGGAAAACGAAAUAGAUAGUGAUUGUGAUUCCAGGGAAUCUACUCAAAAAAGUGAUAACGAAAAAGACAUUAACACAGUUGUUGAAAACAAACAGAGAACAUGCAAUGAAAUUAUGGAACCGGUUUCUAUAGAACAAUCAAGUGAUUCCCCUAAAGAGAACUGUGAUAUUAGCCAAAAAGAACCCAUUAAAGCUAACACUGAUAAUAUUCUACCUAAUGGAAAACCAAAUGAUAAUUCUCGAGACAGAAAGUUAUCCUUAGACCAUACCAUGUUAUCGCGACUGGAAGGUCUAUCACAAUCAGAAUUAGAUUUGCAUUCAAUAGGGAAGUCUCCCCUUGAACGGAAAUCCUCCUUUUUUAGGAAAACAAUGGACAGUUUCGUAAGGAAUACCACUGAAAUAUUUAAAAAGCAGAAUAAAUCUUUGCAACGUCGAGUUUCAAUGUCUGUUUCUCUGCAAUCCUUGAACGAUAAGUCUUUGACGUCAAAUGAUUACCGUGAAAUUCCAAUCCAACAAGUCAACGACGCUUCAGACAGCAGAACAGAUCUCCUAACACCAACUCAAAUUGCUCGAAGCAAUUCCAGCCUGUCAAGUAUGGCGCAGCGCCAGUCCUCGGAACAGAGCCUCGCUGACAGCUACGCGGGAAGCCAGCCUACCCUCCAUCCGUCCGGUUCGACCAUGGAGAACCUCCAUUCUUCUAGUGUUCAUAGUCUGAACGAAGAUUACGUAAAAGAGGCCAUGCUGAACUCUCGCGCCAUCUCCAUGAGCUCUGGUUUGGAUUCACCGUUUGGCAAUGCACGCAAAAAAUCAUCCCUUUCUAAUAGAGUAACUUGGGUGGCAAGCGAAGGCCUAACCAACUACUUACGACGUGUGAUUCAGGAUGAAAAGAUUAAAGAGUUGCAAUCUUGCCAAUCCUAUCAAGAUUUUUCGAGUAUACCAGAGAACGAACAAUAUAAUCGCAAGCUAAAUACGAAGGGCAGAAGGUUGUCUUACCAGCGAGCCGUUUCGGGGGAAGACCCAGUGAUACCAACGAAAUAUCCUGAUUCAACAAUAAGGAGAAAACACCAUAUCCCAGAGAUCCAUGAGACGCAUGUCGAGCUAGCGAAUCUCUUGGCGGGCUUCAGCCGCCAUGGAGUGCCUCAGCUCAGAGGAUUCCAAGUGGCGCGGGUCCCCGAAGAGGCGUUCGUCUAUAUGCUCUGGGCCACCAAUCUGAAGAACAUUAACGAAUACUUUGACUUUUCAUCUUUACCACCACAGGAGCAAGAGAGACAGGCCGCUAUCCGAGAACUGAUUCACACAGAAGCUGAACAUAUCAAGCAUCUCAUGGCAAUGAUAGAGGUAUUCAUCGCAGCAGCGCAUGCACUACAAAACAAGCAAAAAAUGUUGAACAUUGAUACGGAAAAAUUGUUUGCGAACAUUCCCGACGUUCUAAACGCCAGCCUCUACUUUUGGACCAUGGUCAUGAUGCCAAUGAUCAAGGAUGGCGUUUUAAAUGACCGACCUUUCAAUACAGAAUUAAUGGCUAACGGAUUCACGUCCUUCACUGACGUAAUGUUUCCAUAUGAAAAGUAUGUUGUUGGACAAAGCAAACUCCUCGAGUACUACCAUUCCAAGCGAAACGACCCUGAGUUUUCUUUGUAUCUCUCCUGGUGCUAUAACCAGAAGGAAAGCAGAAGACUGCAACUAAACGACUUUUUCGUGAAGCCAAUGCAGAGACUGACGAAGUAUACUUUACUUUUACGAAGGCUCAUUGAUAACACUGAUGAAAGUCCUGAACGUUCUGCACUACAGUUUAUGGAAGACACCGCUAAAGCCUACGUGAUUGAUGUGAAUCGCUCCGUCCGACAACGAGAGGAAUAUGAAAAAUUGAACAAGUUGCAAUUAACACUGGAAGCUUAUGAAUCUGAUCUCAAAGAUGACGAGCUGGAACGCCAGUUCAAAUUGAUUUCGUCGAUUAACUUGAGAACCCCCAUGCUCCACUGUCGCCCGUACCAUAGCCGAUGCCUCAUCCACCAAGCCAACCUUCGAUUCCGUGAUGGUGCUAAGGAGACUGAUGCCCGAGUUAUUUUGCUAACUGACAUGCUUCUGGUUUGCAAAAGAUUAACGAAAAGCACUCGUCACUGUAAACUGAUAAGGCCUAAAUAUAUGAUAGAUAAGCUGGUGCAGAUUCCUAAAUUUGUCGGCAGAAAUAGCAAUGAUCUUUCAGGGAUCGGGUAUAUAGCUAUGGACGACCUAGGAUCCGCGUCCACAAGUUUCAUUCUCACGGAGUCGCCAAAGGACCCUGAUCCUCAAAAAACAUUAAGAACAUGGGAAAAUAAAGUGAAGGAGGCUAAGUUGACGUAUGAAAUGACGAUAUGGUCCGCUCAAAAUCCCGAUAGGGAAAUGACUGAUGCAGAGUUGCAGGAUAUGGUGGAUCGUCUCCAAAUCAGGGCACGUUCAAGUGCUGACGAAGCGGUUAUCGAGCACGAAGCCCGCGAGCGCGUGGCUGCUAUGGUGCAUGAGAGCAAGGCCGCACCUAAUUUCGACCCCACAAAGUUUAAAUCUGAAGUGAUUGUUGGUGUGAGUGCUCGGCAGCCGGGGUCGCGUCAAGGCAGUCAUAUAUUCCACCGCACGGCGCCGGCUCCUGUUCCAAAAUCUUUACAGAUGUCUUUAUUGAAACCUACAAACAAUAGGGCACAUUCUGAGGAACAACCAGGACCCAGUACAAGCAGGCACCACCGAAGAACCACCUCUUUGGAACCUCUAAUGAUACCUCCGUUACCAUCAUAUGAAACAACACCGUCGAUCACCGUGCACUUGAGUGAUGGUGAUGACGCUGAAACCAAGUCAACACAACAUCCGACAACGCUCCAAGAGUCCGAGUCGGCGUUUUCGCGGAGCAUGGAUGGUUCCCAACAACAAAAUCUAUUACGGGUGCAGUCGCAGAACAACGUGGCGACGCUCAUAUACAGCUUACCUGACCUAACUGUCGAGCCUUGUACGCCAAAAUCUAAUUCAAGCCCAACGCAAUCAUCCGCAUCGCAGAUGUUAUACCAAUCCCACCAGGAGCUGCUGCAACACAACCGUCUCGAGGCGUCGCAGGCGCAACAAUACUUAUCGCCUGACCACCGUGGUUCCAGCUAUCCACCACCCAGUCCUACUAGGGGGUCUUUAAAACGUAGUCUCGCAUUUUCCUACUCUGUUAAAGCAACUCCGACACUUACUAAAAUGGAUCACGUAGGCAGCCAGUCUCCUAUACAAAUGGAAGAUGCACCGUCUACUAGCCAACAAGAAAGGACUGAUAGAGGAAGCAGUCCAAAGCCUGGACCGAGCUCAGAAAAGAGUGACAAAAAAUCAAGUGCAACCAGUUCAUUCUUUGGCUCGGGCGGAUGGCAUUACAAAAGGGAUGGAUGACGCACAAAGCGCUGGCGCUUCAGGAAGUUGGCGGAUUAUUACAAAAGAGAUACAAGUGAAGAAAGACAAUCCGAACCUAGCACUAGCCGUACCGAGAGCCCAGUACGAAGCCGCAAAGAUGAAUCUACAAAUUUGCCCAAAGAUGAAAGCCGAAGCGCCAGUUCAAGCUAUAUAGAAAGCCCUGCAACUAGUUUUAAAGACGAAAGCACCGAUCUGAGUUUUAGAGAUAAAAGUACCAGCCUAAGUCACAGUCCUGGCACUAGCUUUAGAGAUGAAAGUUUUGGACAUAGUUGUGAAAAGGACAGUCCUAGUCCUGGUGGAAAAACUGAAACCUCUGGAAUUAAUCAAAAAGCAGAUAACUUACUGAAGGAUCAAAAGGACAAAAAACAAGAUUCCGUGAAAAAAGAUAAGCAGUUUCAUCGAAUCGAUAGUCCUGACCCGUUUCUAGAAGACAUUAAA
Messenger RNA from Maniola jurtina (meadow brown), 4592 nucleotides. RefSeq lists its product as uncharacterized. Gene Ontology annotation, biological process: endothelial cell migration; Rho protein signal transduction. The record is from RefSeq and is a predicted model, not a curated record. Gene Ontology annotation, molecular function: guanyl-nucleotide exchange factor activity. Gene Ontology annotation, cellular component: axon; plasma membrane; endocytic vesicle. The transcript is spliced from 24 exons. Lineage: Eukaryota; Metazoa; Arthropoda; Insecta; Lepidoptera; Nymphalidae. Bases 444 to 4133 code for a protein of 1229 amino acids.